AUGGCGUAUUAUUCUAAUUCAUUACAAGCUGCUUUUGUUCAAUCGGAUAGAAAUCGAGAUGGAGUAUUAGAUCGACAUGAAUUUCGAAAUUUUCUUGAUUUUCAAAAUGCUGAUCGUAAUCAAGAUGGACGUAUUAGUUAUGGUGAAUUCGCAAACAUAGCUGCACCAAAUCUUUAUGUUCCUCCAAGAAAUGCGGCACAAGCUUUUCGAAUAGCUGAUCAAAAUCAUGAUGGUUUUUUAGAUCGACGAGAAUUGGCUGAUUUCUCUGACUUUCAAUAUGCUGAUUUAAAUCAUGAUGGUCGUGUUGAUCCGAACGAAAUGCGUAUGUUUCUUGCUAGCAAUCAAAUGGCAAACUAUUCACCUUAUUAUCAAGGACAACAACAUCAAUAUCAACAUAAUCAAUAUAUGUAUCCACGACGUCGUUACUAA
Rotaria sp. Silwood2 is the source of this 429-nucleotide messenger RNA. Lineage: Eukaryota; Metazoa; Rotifera; Eurotatoria; Philodinida; Philodinidae. The record is from the annotation of a GenBank genome assembly.